Molecule: messenger RNA, 2583 nt
Organism: Malurus melanocephalus (red-backed fairy wren)
Lineage: Eukaryota; Metazoa; Chordata; Aves; Passeriformes; Maluridae
Gene: STEAP4
Product: STEAP4 metalloreductase
Exons: 5
Coding region: 176-1594 (472 amino acids)
Biological process (GO): copper ion import
Cellular component (GO): plasma membrane; endosome
Molecular function (GO): ferric-chelate reductase (NADPH) activity; cupric reductase (NADH) activity
Source: RefSeq, a predicted model, not a curated record
UCCUGCUCUGUGCACUCAGCCUGGCUUCCAGCAGAUAAAUACCAGCYGGGCUCUCAGGGUUCCUGUGUCUGCAAAGGCAGUAGGACCUCCCUGCUCUUCCUGAGGGUUCCCCAGGUCCAGCAGACACAGCAUCUCAGCAGCUUCCUUAGGGGACUGCAUCAGCCUGAGUGCACAGAUGAAUAAAAAUUCUUCCAACAUAAUGGCUUUGGCUCCUAAUGCUCCUAACAAAAGAGAGACAGUAUGCAUAUUUGGAACCGGAGAUUUUGGACGAGCUCUGGGGCAUCAGAUGAUUCAGUCUGGCUACCCCGUGGUGUAUGGAAGCCGGAGCACCCAGAUAUCCAACCUGAUUCCCAAGGAUGCAGAGGUGUUGAGCCAUGCAGAGGCAGCACAGAAAGCUGCCAUCAUCAUCAUAGCAAUCCAGAGGCAGCAUUACAACUUUCUCACACCACUGGCAGAAAUACUGCGUGGAAAAGUCUUGGUGGACAUAAGCAACAACUUGAAAUUAAACCAGUAUCCUGAAUCCAACGCAGAGUACCUGGCUCAGCUGCUGCCUGGCAGUAAGGUUGUGAAAGCYUUUAACACCGUGUCAGCCUGGGCCUUGCAGUCGGGCACGCUGGAUGCAAGCCGGCAGGUGUUUGUCUGUGGAGAUGAUGUAGAAGCUAAACAAAUGGUGAUGAAUAUUGUUCGUGCRCUGGGUCUCACUCCACUAGACAAGGGAACCCUCUUGGCUGCUCAGGAAAUAGAAAAUUUCCCUCUGCAACUCUUUCCAAUGUGGAAGUUUCCCAUCUUUUUGUCCCUUGGCCUAACUAUAUUCUUCUUCUUGUACUGUUUGGUUCUUGAUGUAAUUUACACUUACAUUUAUGAAAAAAAUAACUUUUCAUUUUUUAUUGCAAUUACCAUUCCGAAUCGGGUCUGCCCKGUAAUGGCACUCGUCCUUCUUGCCUUGGUUUAUCUUCCUGGURUAUUUGCUGCAAUUAUUCAGUUAUACAGAGGUACCAAAUACCGCCGUUUUCCAGACUGGCUGGACAAAUGGAUGCUCUGUAGGAAACAACUUGGACUAAUAGCCCUGGCRUUCGCUUCCCUGCACGUUGUGUUCACUCUCGUUGCUCCAUUGCGYGCCUUCGUAAGAUGGAGAAUUGGCAAAGGAAUCGUCUCCCAGGCACUGAACAAUAAAACAGAACCACUCGACAGCACKACUGCCUGGAUUAGUGACUCUUAUUUGGCUUUAGGAAUUUUAGGAUUUUUUUUAUUUGUUCUUCUGGGAAUAACUUCCUUGCCUUCAGUCAGCAACAAUGUCAACUGGCGAGAAUUUCGAUUUGUGCAGUCCAAACUGGGAUAUCUGUCACUGAUUUUGUGCACUGCACACACGCUGGUUUACGGUGGAAAAUGGUUCCUGAACCCAUCAGCAUACAGAUGGUAUCUUCCAAACAUCUACAUGCUCUCCCUCGUCGUUCCAUGUGCUGUACUGGUUGUCAAAUUUGUGCUGRUAUUGCCUUGUGUAGACAAACCUCUCACACAAAUUCGACAGGGCUGGGAGAGAAAUCCCAAAUACUCAGAACAGUCAAAUUACAUUAUCAACAAGUCUGCUGUAUAAUUAGAUUGAACUGUAUUAUUUAAAAUAAUAUUAUGAGGGCACAUCAAAAUGAAGUCUUGAGCCUACUCUGUGUGGAGAGGGAGAGAAAAAGUGAAAAUUUGGCCAGGCUCUGUGUAAAACAAAGCCACCCCAACGACAAGCUUGAAGUAUAAUCAAAUGAGGCCAUUGAGCUUCUGCACCCCAGGCCUGCUKUCCCUCUGCUCUGUGGAUUUCCCCUUACCUAUUUACCCUCCAUUCCUAAGAAGGGUAUGUGAGAAGUAGGUGGUGUUCCACGGCCCUCCUCUGCUGUUCCAAACUCCUGCAGAACUGGGCACAGCCACAGUAACCUUUGGAGUUGGACAGUGUCUGCUCCUCUUUCCUACCCUGCCCACGGGGUGUGUGCACACACACAAASCUACAGAGAUCCAUACACACACCUGUGUGUGUUCCCACACAUUUCCCUGUUUCUCCCCCCAGAAGCCACCAGCACCCACACAACAGGUGCAUGAUGGAUGCUASCUAAGGAACAGAGCUUUGCCUUCCAGCAUUAGUUUAUCCUCCAUUAACAUCUGAUCCAAGGAGAGCUGCAUUCAUGCCUCAGAGAUAGCUGAGUAAGAUUUGUUUAGUUUAUGUACAGGAACCCUGAUGUUCAAAGUGUAUGGGUCAAGGAAUGCUGAAUCUUUGCUUGUACUGCUCUACCAGAAAUUCAGGGACAAGGGGAAGGAGUAGAGAUCAAAAAUGGCAGAGAUGUGAGAAGUGCUUACAAGCCUAGGCUUUGCAAGUAUAGGCAAAAAAUGAUCUGUGAUUUUUUGUGUAAGUAGUGAGUUGUAAGAAAAGAAACCGAAGGAAAAUCCUUUUAUAUCAGGGCUUAUCUUAUAUGUCAUAGCUAUAUCUCAUGAAGAUAAUAUUGUUGAUUUUUAAAAAUAUAUUUCAAAAAAUAAAUCAUUGGGUGUGAUAUUACAGAUAUUCUAUGAAAAUACCAUAUUUUAAAGACAAUAAAGAUUUUUUUU